This is a messenger RNA of Carassius gibelio (silver crucian carp), 3448 nucleotides long. Its product is annotated as IGF-like family receptor 1. Gene Ontology annotation, molecular function: protein binding. Bases 75 to 1148 code for a protein of 357 amino acids. The transcript has 7 exons. The record is from RefSeq and is a predicted model, not a curated record. Lineage: Eukaryota; Metazoa; Chordata; Actinopteri; Cypriniformes; Cyprinidae.
CCAACUCCUUCAACUCACAGCAGCUUAGCUUCACACAGUCGAGCACGUCAGGGAGAAACGCGAUAUCAGACUCGAUGACUUCGGAUAGGUGUUUAAAAGGGACAUUCUGGAAUCGUUCCCGGUACAAAUGUGAGCCAUGUGAGACUAAAUAUGGAAUCAUAAAAGGUUACGAAUUUACUGAAAACUGUGGGUGGUCCGACGAACAACAACAGAUCAAGUCACCUUACAAACCAUGCAGAUAUGGGACAUUUAAUGACGGAUCUCAAGUCAAAUGCCAAAAUUGUCAUUCUUGCCCAACUCCACUGUUUCCAGCGUCUGAAUGCAGCACAACAUCGGAUGCAAUCUGCUGUAGACAAGGGGAGCAGGUUUUUGAUGGAAAAUGCAUCCCUCAACCGCCACAGACCACAGAGAUAACAACUGCAAGUACGCCUGUCUUCACAUCUAGCUCUGUAGCCAGCUCAAGCCUUUCUCAGAGCACUACUCAAAAUGCCUUUACAGAGCCCUCUGCAGUCACUGAAAACUUUACUCCAAGCCCUCAAAGCUCUAUGCCAAACACUUCUUCAAGUCCCAAUGGAAUGUCAUCAUUUAAUCAAUUCAUAGGGAUCUAUGUAUGUUUUGGGAUUUUAUUAACUCUCAUUCUGGUGUGUAUCUACCUUUUCAUCAAGAGGAGGUCUAAGCCUUUCAAUGAAGAAUUUAAAAAAUGCUGUAAUGGAGCUAGUCAUAAAAGCCUGUCCAAAAAGAGCAUUGGCAGAUAUGAGGAGGCCAUCUCUUACAACAUAAUCAAAGAGAGUAGUAACAAUGAUCACGUAACUGGAUUGUCGCAUCUGUUAGCACCUGAGGUCCAGGAUGCACCUCUCAAAACCGUGCUGAACAACCUGGAUGUUCUUGAGGAGCUUGUGUUGGUAUUAGACCCAGACAUCUGUGGUGCCAAGAACACACGUCACCUUGCCGCCCAUUGCUCCUUUUCCUUUGCCUGGAUCAAUUAUGCAUAUUCCAUGAAGGACCACAAAAGCCCCCUCGUCGCCGUUUUGGAGGGUGUCGUCACCAAAAACCCACACUGGACCGUCAGCCACCUCGCUGAGCUGCUAACUUCCAUCGGUCGCAAUGAUGCAGUGGAGAUUUUAGCGAAGCUUCCUGCAGGUGUUUAAGAAAAAUUCAUGUGAUAUUUUAAGUACACAAAAGUACUCCGUUACUUAACGUAACCUCGGUUCCCUGAGAUAGAGGAAUGAUUUCUGAGUCUUGCGAGACGCAUAUGGAAAAAGCGUUUUUUAUACUGAGCUGAAGCCUUUUUCAUUCAUGCAGUGAAACUGCAUGGCCAGUGGUUCAUGCAGUUUAUUAAAAAAAAAACUAACCCAUGGCUAGGGAGCGGAGCUACCCUUGCCAAGGACUGCUUAAGUCUGAUCAUUCAACCCGCAAGCUCGUCGUUGUUUUCCUCCAAGGUAAAUAGGAGAGAAACCAGAUCGUGGGAAGGCCGCCUUCUGCGAACGAACAGGGGUAGACUGCUUUACUGGUAAAAAAGCAGGCCGCCUGUGAGCACAGUCAUAGUGAGACACAAAUUUGAAGCUGCCAAUGGCAGCAUCUGCUCCGAUCUACUUCAGAGGAUAGAGCCGCUUGAUGUAAAGAGGGGCAUUGAUCUUUACAUGCGAGACACGGAUUGAAGCAUAGUGGGAAGAGCAAGUACGCAGGCUCUGUAUCGGUGUGAGAUCACUUAGACCCGGUUGCUUAGUUUCCAAACUUCACCGUUUCUCUCUCCGAGGCUUGCUGAGAGAGGAGAGACAUAAGAGUGGGGCUGUUCAGUGAAAGUCGGUCCGCAAGAAGAGAAGAGCGACACUCAUGCUUGCGUAAGUGCAUAACUCACUGUCUUUCUGCAGCUGAGUGCAAUGGAGAGAGGUCUUGAUUCGAGCUGGGAAGGUGUAUUCAUUGGCAAGCGGCUUCGGAUCAGCGUGUAGUCGUCGUCGCUUAAUGAGAAGAAAUCUAAGAAUCCUGUGGCGAACACCAGCUUAUAUAGCCAGAACGCCCCACCCAUUCUGCCAGGUUUUUUAAUACACUACACGAACCACUGGUCGUGCAGUCUCAAUGCUAAAUGAAAAAGGCUUCUGUUCAGGAGAAAAAAGUAUUUUUUCCCAUAUGCGUCUAGCAAGACACAGUAUGAGUAUAGUAUUGAAAGGGUAAAGUAAUUCACAUAUUAUACUGUAUUAUUCAACAUAACCUCAUAAAUAUUUUACAUGUGGACAUUUUUGAAUUUGCAUUUUCAUAUGAAUCAAAUUGUAGUGUGCAUUUACAUGAAAUUGCCCACUUGAAAAUAGUUGUUUUCUCAUGUGAUGGAGUAUUUUUGUUCCUAUAAGUUCAGUAUUCAAUGAUAGUUGCAGUCCUGGGGUAAAUCUGGGGUUACUUUGGAUGAAAACAACACGCACUUCAUUCAUAACAGAUGUGCAUCUUGAGGCAAUUUAGAAGCAUUUAGAAACAAAGUCGAGACACACUUCUUGGGGUUUAUCCUUAAUGUUCUAUGUGCAUUCCAUCUUUCAACCUUAUUUAGCUCUAAAGGGGAUAGUUCACCAAAAAUUGAUCAUGAUUUUUAUUACGCCCAGGGCAUUCAAAAUGUAGAUGACUUUUUUUCUUCAGUAGAACACAAACAAAUAUUUUGAACUCAACCCGUUGCAGUGCGUCAGACAUAUAAUGGAAGUUAAUGCAGACAAUAAAAAAUGUCUGGGGUUGCUUUGGAUGAAAACAACAUGCACUUAAUUCAAUGGAUAACAGAUGUGCAUCUUGAGGCCAUUUAGAAUCAAAGACAAGACACACUUGUGGUUUAUCAUGCAUAUUCUAUAUACAUUCCAUCCUUCAGCCUUAUUUAGCUUUAAAGGGAUUCCCGUUACAGUCCGUCAGUCCUAUAAUGAAAGUAAAUGGGAAUCACGGCUUUGAGAGUAAAAAACAACAACAACCAAAAACACAUACACUAACAAAACCAAAUAAACCCUGUGACUCAUGACUAAAUGUUGAAGUGUAAAUACAUGAAAUGAUUGGUUUUUUUGACUCUCAAAGCCAUGAUUCCUAUUUACUUCCAAUAUAUCACUGACAGACGGCAUCGGUUUGAGUUAAAAAGUUUCUACUGUGCCCUGGGUGUAAACAGAUAAAAAUUAAAUGUUCAUUUUUUUUGGUGACCUAUCCCUUUAAAACUGCAUAACACUAUUAAUGUUUCAUUAUUUACAUUUUUGUUAAAUUACUAUAAAAAUCAUAAAAUGUUAUUUUUUUCUUACAAUUUUUUUAUAUGAAUCAUAAAUCUUGUAAAUAUAAUUGUUUGCAAACCAAUAUAACAGGUUUUCAGUUUUUAAACAGGAUUUGGCAACAAACCUUUUCUGAAACCAAUAUAUCAUAGUUACAAAUGGUGAACAAUUGAUUUUUUUUGUAUGUUCAGCACAAAUACCACAAUAAAUCUUGAACUUUGUUCAAA